CAUGGCAGCUCUGUUCAUGCCUCGGACUCGUUCGCGGUUUUAUGAAUUACUUUUAUUUUCGUUAUUUUUAAAAUUAAAAUGCCUGUGGCCAUUGGUUUCGAAGGCAGCGCUAAUAAAUUGGGUAUUGGAGUAGUAAAAGACGGAAAAGUUCUUUCGAAUCCAAGAUGCACUUACAUCACUCCUCCCGGAGAAGGUUUUCUUCCAAGGGAUACAGCCAAACAUCAUCAAAAGAAUAUUUUAGAUUUGUUAGAUAAAGCUUUAAAAGAAGCUUCAAUUAAACCUUGUGAUGUUGAUGUUGUUUGCUAUACUAAAGGUAUAGAAGUUUUGUUUAAGUAUUUUGAUAUUGAGAUGGGACGUUUAAUAACAGGUGCUGUUAACCCAAUAGUUUUAUAUGUUAGUGGUGGAAAUACUCAGGUAAUUUCGUAUAGUCAUAAAAGAUAUCGUAUUUUUGGUGAAACUAUUGACAUAGCAAUUGGAAAUUGUUUGGAUCGAUUUGCAAGAAUAUUGAAGCUUUCUAAUGAUCCAAGUCCAGGAUAUAAUAUUGAACAAUUAGCAAAGAAAGGUAAGAAGUUCCUCAUGCUUCCUUAUGUGGUGAAGGGAAUGGAUGUAUCAUUUUCUGGAUUAUUAUCUUUCAUUGAAGAGAAAGCUCAUAAUUUGAUAAAAAGUGGUGAAUAUACAGUAGAAGAUCUGUGUUUUUCUCUUCAAGAAACAGUGUUUGCAAUGUUGGUGGAAAUCACUGAGCGGGCUAUGGCUCAUUGUGCAUCUGAAGAAGUUUUAAUUGUUGGAGGUGUAGGAUGCAAUGAACGUUUACAAGAAAUGAUGAGAAUCAUGGCAUAUGAAAGACAAGCAAAAUUAUAUGCUACAGAUGAAAGAUAUUGCAUUGAUAAUGGGGCUAUGAUUGCACAAGCUGGAUGGGAAAUGUUUUGUUCAGGAUAUACAACUCCUUUGGAAGAGACCACUUGUACACAAAGAUUUCGUACAGAUGAAGUUGAAGUUUGCUGGAGAGACUAAUAAAUCAUGUAAAAAUGUUUAAAAUUUUUAUUGUUUAAUAGGAAUGUUAUAUUCUUUCAACAGUUUUCUCAGAAACAGACUAUGCAUUAAUAU
Centruroides sculpturatus (bark scorpion) is the source of this 1104-nucleotide messenger RNA. RefSeq names its product probable tRNA N6-adenosine threonylcarbamoyltransferase (gene Tcs3). Gene Ontology annotation, cellular component: EKC/KEOPS complex; cytoplasm. Bases 79 to 1011 code for a protein of 310 amino acids. The record is from RefSeq and is a predicted model, not a curated record. Lineage: Eukaryota; Metazoa; Arthropoda; Arachnida; Scorpiones; Buthidae. The transcript is spliced from 11 exons.